GAGCGCGCGCUUGGGAGGGGGCGCGCGCGGACGGCGGGCGGCGGCGGCGGUGGCGGCGGCGGCGGCUCGCGGAGGCGGCGGUUUCACUCCCGGACUCGGCGUCGGAGCCGCGGCUGGAGCGCGGGCGACGCCGCGAGGUGAGUAGGUGAGGGCGGGCGGGCGUGGCCGCGGCCAGAGCCGCGGCGUGGGGCGCGCGGGGACCCCACGCGGCGAGGGCCAGCCCGGCGAGAUCCCCGCCCCCGCCGCGGCCUCGGCUCGGGUGCGCGCCCGCGGCCCCGCAGGCCUCCCUGACCCUGCGCGUGUCCGCUGGGGCCCGCGCGCCCCUCCCCCGUCCCGCAGAGUGUGGCCGUCCUUCGCCCACGAGGACCUCUCCCCUCCCCUCCCGAGCCCACCGCAGCCAGGAACUAAGUCUCCGCAAAGUCCAGGAUGGAUGUCGCGGCGCAAAGUGCCCGGCUGUCCGGAGCUCUUCCCAAAUUGCAUAAUUGCUACAGGAGGAUCUAAGAUGUCCACUGAGGCGCAGAGAGUUGAUGACAGUCCAAGCACUAGUGGAGGAAGUUCUGAUGGAGAUCAGCGGGAGAGCGUUCAGCAGGAACCUGAUCGAGAACAAGUUCAGCCUAAGAAAAAGGAGGGGAAGAUAUCCAGCAAGACAGCCGCGAAACUGUCAACCAGUGCCAAAAGAAUUCAGAAGGAGCUUGCAGAAAUCACGCUGGAUCCCCCUCCCAACUGUAGGCACAUGUUCUAUGAUUCCAAGUGGGUGCCAGAAGCUCUAAGUGCUGGACCCAAAGGAGACAACAUUUAUGAAUGGAGGUCAACUAUAUUGGGACCCCCAGGAUCUGUCUAUGAAGGAGGGGUAUUCUUUCUUGACAUUACCUUUUCACCAGAUUAUCCGUUUAAACCCCCUAAGGUCACCUUCCGAACGAGAAUCUAUCACUGUAAUAUCAACAGCCAGGGUGUAAUCUGUCUGGACAUCCUCAAGGACAACUGGAGUCCGGCCCUGACCAUCUCUAAAGUCCUCCUGUCCAUCUGCUCACUACUUACAGACUGCAACCCUGCCGACCCUCUGGUGGGCAGUAUUGCCACACAGUACAUGACCAACAGAGCGGAGCAUGACCGGAUGGCCAGACAGUGGACCAAGCGGUACGCCACCUAGGGGCCUGCGUGUGCCAGCUGUGUGCCAGCACAUUCACCAAGUGCAUCAGUACCCACCUGCUCCUGCAGCCCUCCGUUCUGUCGCCUGUUGUUAUUACAUUUUAAACUGUUUGGGGAUGGUAUGUCAUCUGUCCCUCCUCCUUCCUACCGCCACCUCCUCCCCUUCUCUCUGUCCCUCUUUUUCCUUUUAUUCCAUUUUCGGUUUCUGUUAACUUGAAAGAUUUGGGAUUCCCCCACUGCAGUGUGGAUGGGAGUUUCUGUUUUAAGUACAAACCAUGUUGGAGCUAUACUAGUAAGACCUUUCAUACAGAGCUUUGUGUUACUGUGUGGUUUGGGUUUUUGUUGUUGUUGUUUGUUUUAUCUUUUUUUUUUCUUUUAUGUGCUCUUCGGGGAAAACAAACAUUCAGGAGUAUAUCUCGUUUAUACUUAAAUGUAGUGCUUAGGGUUAAUUUUUUGUACUGAAGUCUAUUGGUGGGUGCAUGCUACUGGGAACAAGGUUUUGUACAAAAGGUCCAAUCAGAAUCACUGUGCAUUACUGAGACCCUGUCACAAGCCUUCUGUCCCCCACACAGAAGACUGUCAGAUUGAACAAAAUAAUAUGUAUUUUGAUUUACUUAAGUGCUUGUAAAUUUCUUAGGGACCUGCCACUUUUGACUGUGGAUCAGUUGAUGUAUACUUGUAUUAUUAAUGCCUCAAUAAAUCACUGUGGCGGAUCAAUGCCCUUCUGUACCA
This is a messenger RNA of Mus musculus (house mouse), 1881 nucleotides long. It is a transcript of the gene Ube2e2, whose product is annotated as ubiquitin-conjugating enzyme E2E 2. Gene Ontology annotation, biological process: protein K63-linked ubiquitination; protein monoubiquitination; protein ubiquitination. The transcript is spliced from 7 exons. Gene Ontology annotation, molecular function: ubiquitin conjugating enzyme activity; ubiquitin-protein transferase activity; ISG15 transferase activity. The record is from RefSeq and is a predicted model, not a curated record. Lineage: Eukaryota; Metazoa; Chordata; Mammalia; Rodentia; Muridae. The coding region runs from base 431 to 1150 and encodes 239 amino acids.